GUCCGGUGUCUUCUGGGACACAUGACAGGUCCCAGAAGGCGCCGGGCCAUUCACAAAGCGCAGCGCUUCUCGCACAUGUGCAGCCAGCAGUCUCUGGUCAUCUCCUGUACUGUCUGCAGUCUCUGGUCAUCCCCUGCACUGUCUGCAGUCUCUGGUCAUCUGUACUGUGUCCCUGCAGUAUUGGAUCCCUGUACUAUGUCCCUGUCUUGGUCAUCUCCUGUACUGUGUCCGCAGUCUCUGGUCAUCUCCUGUACUGUGUCCGCAGUCUCUGAUCAUCUCCUGUACUGUGUUCGCAGUCUCUGGUCAUCUCCUGUACUGUGUCCGCAGUCUCUGGUCAUCUCCUGUACUGUGUCCGCAGUCUCUGGUCAUCUCCUGUACUGUGUCCGCAGUCUCUGGUCAUCCCUGUACUGUGUCCGCAGUCUCUGGUCAUUCCUGUACUGUGUCCGCAGUCUCUGGUCAUCUCCUGUACUGUGUCCGCAGUCUCUGGUCAUCUCCUGUACUGUGUCCGCAGUCUCUGGUCAUCUCCUGUACUGUGUCCGCAGUCUCUGGUCAUCUCCUGUACUGUGUCCGCAGUCUCUGGUCAUCUCC
This is a messenger RNA of Staurois parvus, 588 nucleotides long. The record is from the annotation of a GenBank genome assembly. Lineage: Eukaryota; Metazoa; Chordata; Amphibia; Anura; Ranidae.